Messenger RNA from Postia placenta MAD-698-R-SB12, 693 nucleotides. RefSeq lists its product as hypothetical. Lineage: Eukaryota; Fungi; Basidiomycota; Agaricomycetes; Polyporales; Adustoporiaceae. The coding region runs from base 1 to 693 and encodes 230 amino acids. The record is from RefSeq and is a predicted model, not a curated record. The transcript is spliced from 2 exons.
AUGGCGAAUGAGGCCCAUACCGGCUCCGAAGUCGACCACAUGGAGCAUAGCGAGCCUGAGACCACCGGCUGCGCAGCCACAAUAGCCUCCCCCGACGAGCUGUCAUCCGCCGCUCCUUCAUACAUUCUAGCCCCAACAAUCGAGGAUGCCAACGCCAGCAACUCACCUAACAAUUCCGAGCAUGACACCCCGCCAACAGUUGGCCCGUCGACAGCGCCGCAAGGUCAGAAGCGCAAGUCGCCGGACACAGACGACGACGAGGAUUUCCCUUGGCAGUACGAGUUUCCGGACGAUGAGGACGCAUACGACCAGGACAACGGCGAAAACAAGGAAAAGGGUGGCGACGCGAUUGAGGAGGCUGAAGAGAACGGCGGAUUCGAUCCAGAGGAGAGGCACAUCCGCGACACCGCUACCGCUGGGCCAGACGGACGCUGGGAGUGCCCCGCGCCCAAUUGCGGCAAGCUGUUAUCGUCCUUGGAGAUUAUGGUUCGCCACUGGAAGGGAUGCAAGAAGAGGCCCAGCUACCAGUCCAUCCCUUGCCUGGGCUGCGACAAGUUCUUCGCGAGGGGCGAUGCGAUGCGUCGGCACCACAGAAACCCGAAUGCUUGUGAAGGGUACGUCACAGAAGAUGAGGCGAGGCCGAAGCGCGGUCGAGGUGGCGGCGGUGGUCGCAAGCGUGCUCGUCGUGGCUAG